ACACGGCUCGCGGCCGGAACUAAAGGCGACUCGGGAAGUGAGGUUGGCGGAGCCGCCCCUUGCGGAAAGGCGGCAGCUUCGGUGCGGAGCGGAGCGGGAUAGCGGCCGGGAUGGUGGGGGACGGCGAGGAGCAGGGCCCGCCGCACGGCCCGGAGCUGAAGCACAGGAGGAAGAGCCCCCGGUUCGCGGCCGAGUCCGAGCCCGACUCCGGUGUGGUGCCGGAAGGAGGAGAGAGGGUAUUCGGCACCCCGGGCAGCCUGACACGGCCCCCCAUCCGCGCCUACAGGGCGGCAGGUAAGUCAGGUGGUUCUUCGGCUUCCUUCCUUCCAGAGAGCCCAGCAAAGGAAGAAGUGGAUGACUAUGAUGUAACUGAACCCAAGAAUCCAUCAGAGGACCAGCCUAAUGUUUAUACACCACUGAAAGAAAGUAAGGCUGACUUCUUGGAGAAAACUCAAGAGCACCAUUCUACAAAACCACAGAGCAGAAGUAAAUUCCGAGAUAAGCCCAGCACGGGGAAGCAGUCACAGCCCUUGGCCAAAAAGGAUGGAUCCCAGAGUGGAUUUCCCAAGGGACGGACUUUGUUACUUGUUCUGAUAAUUUGUAUCUUGAUGUUUGCCAUCCUGUGGAUUAGAAUACGAAGCCUUCCAGAUGCAUCUUUGUCAAGUAGAAAUAUGCAGAUUCUCCAAGCGUUUCGGGCCCAGAUGAAGAAACUCAAAAAUACAUACCAAAGUCAGGAUCCCAAUCUAUGGAAAAGAACCCAUGUGUUCCUUGAGAAGCACCUGAAUACUUCCCACCCGCAUUUGGAGCCGGCCAUCUUACUAUUCACAGCGGGCCAAGAAGCUGAGAAAGCACUGAGGUGUCUCAGUGAUGAGAUUGCCAAUGCUUUUGCAUUCUCCCAGAAUGCAACUACAAUCAAAAUUAAUGGGGCAGACAAAGCCAUACUGGACAGUGACGUUGUUAAGCUGGAGGUGGAUGAUGAGCUCAGCUCGGGGUUCAGAGGAGGUAAGAAGGUAGCGGUGGUUCAUCGCUUUGAGUUACUGCCUGCAGGCUCCACCUUGAUCUUUUACAAGUACUGUGAUCAUGAAAAUGCGGCAUUUAAGGAUGUGGCUCUUCUGCUGACAGUUCUCCUGGAUGAGCAGUCGCUGAGGAGAAGCCUCACCUUGCAAGAAGUAGAGGAGAAGGUGCGGGAUUUCCUUUGGACCAAGUUCACUAGUUCAGAUGUUCCUAGUUCUUUUAACAGCAUAGAUACGGAUAAGCUGAGUGGAUUGUGGAGCCGUAUCUCUCAUCUUGUCUUGCCUGUUUGGCCCGAAAAAGGCCUCCCUAUGGAGGGGUGCACAUAACAGGUUUUAGAGUGGCCUUCGGAAAGGAGGAAGACAGAAAAUGUGUGAUGGCUGAACAGGGAAGAACUGCGGCUGUUGAGCUCAGACACACACAGUUUCUGUGCAAAGAAACUUCAUCAAGUGGCAGGGUUAGUUCUGCUGGAGAAGCCUGGGUCUCUGAACGGAACCUGCAGAAUGUAAGCAAAAAACUUGCUAGUUUUUGGUAAGUUGUCUUCAGUGACUUACUCAGGUUUGGUGUCUUGGAAUUAGAAGCAAGUGUGUGCCACUGCAGCACCACUCAUCUGCUUGUGAAGUUGUCCUGGUGCACUGCUGGCUUUGCUCUGAAGAUCCUUCUCUGCUGAUAGGUAAAGCUAGUAUCACAUGUGAUAAGGUAAUGAGACAAAAACAUUGCCUUCAUUGGACAGAAUUACCUUCUUUGCAAUACAUUAAUGAUGAUAAAGUGACAUGAAUCCAUGUAAUCACAGCAUAGGUUCCUCAAAUGAGCCUGCCCUGACCAGUCUGGGGAGUGAGAAAAGCUGAGGUACAAAGUAUUAGCUUGACGCUGGUAGUAGAUGUUAGAUGAUUCUUCAGUACCUCUUUGCAUCACCGCUUCAGAAGUUCUGCAAGUCUUACAAUUUGGAGAGGAUUAAAAAGAAAAAGUCUUACCACAUUUGUGCUUAAUGUUACAUCUCCUUUUCAAAUCAAACCUUAGGAAGACAAAACUAUUUCUCACCUUCAGGAGGUAAUUAUUUUUGCAUUAAGAGAAUGUAUUUAUUUGUGGUACCCUGUAAACUAGAACACAAACCUGUUUCUCAUGUGUCUGUGUCUAACCUGGUGCUUGCUGCAUAAGCUUUUAGUGAAGGGCAGAUUUGCAAUGCAUGGUUUUUAAAUACAUUUUUAUAGUGCCUCCUGCCAAGAAUCCAUCAUAGCAGACUAAAACCACGUGUCUUUCUGUUGUAAAUAUCUUUUGUAAAUGAAAAAAAGUAAAUUACAGCACUUCCAUUUCGUUGCUAUUAGUGUAUGCUGUUGAACCACUGGUCUAUGCUCUCAAUAAAUGAAUGUGUGAAUGCUGCUCUCAAAAUUAAUAGGUUGUUUUCUUGUAGCAGCUGAGAGCUUGGUGGUUCUUGGGCCCAUCCUUUACUCACAGGGCCCUUGAGCUGUCAUGUUGCCAAGGAGAACAUCUUGGUAGUGCUGGAGCUUCUGGCUUCUUAGUGCAAGCACAAAUUUAGGGUGCGGUGUGGAAUUGACCAAGAUCACCUUAAGUGUAUAAAAAAGUGCUGUUGGAGAGACACAGAGCUGUGGUUGCUUGAGCCAGUGGUGGAGUUGUGUUUACCACCGACAGCCAGCACUGGAUACCAGUUCUUCUUUUAAUAACAAAUAGAACCAGUAAAAAGACAUGGAGGUGCUGCUGUUCUAAAUGUUUAAGAGUAGCUCAGGAAGAAAAAGAUGGCAUUUAUGUUUUGAACAUUUCACUGGACAAAUGCUUUCUUCUUAAAUGGGGGGAGAAAACCCCAUAAGCUGUGACUUAUUUCUGAGUGUAUCCUGAUAGUCUAUCUGCUCUUAUGUUAUUGUGAACUAUUUUAGUAAUCAUUCAAAAUAAAUCUACUUGUUUUAUAAA
Coturnix japonica (Japanese quail) is the source of this 2937-nucleotide messenger RNA. Its product is annotated as torsin-1A-interacting protein 1-like. NCBI's taxonomy places the organism in Eukaryota, Metazoa, Chordata, Aves, Galliformes, Phasianidae. The record is from RefSeq and is a predicted model, not a curated record. Gene Ontology annotation, biological process: membrane organization. Gene Ontology annotation, cellular component: membrane. Gene Ontology annotation, molecular function: ATPase activator activity.